AUCAUUACUCUCCAAUAUCCUGUAACUCCGUUGGCUGUGUUUUUUUCUUCUUUCGAGGUAUAUAGCAUGGCGGAAUCAAUACUCCAAGGCUUCACACAGAGUUUAUUGGAUAAGGUAGUCUCCCUGGUAGAUGAAGAAGUUUCCUUGACUUGGGGCGUCAAAUAUGAGCUCUGUAAACUGCAAAGAACUCUCGUCUCUAUCAGAGCAGUCAUUGCAGAUGCCGAGCAGCGACAGUCCGAUGAGCACAAGCUUAGAGUCUGGCUAGAGGAUCUUAAAGAUGUCUUGUAUGAUUCCGAAAAUGUUCCAGAUGAAUUUGAGUGUGAAGCACAGCGAAAGCAAGUCAGCACGUGCUUGGAAAGACGCACCACUUCUUUUCUUGCUCCAAUCCACUUGCCUUCCGUCUUAAGAUGGGCCAUAAGAUCAAAAAGAUAAGGAUGAGAUUAAACAAGAUUACAGUGGAGAAGGAUGCAUUCAAUCUUAAUAAGCAGACCAAUUUUAGCAGCGGUUCUCGUAGCAUAUGGCGCGAAACCCAUUCACGUGUUAAUGUGUCGGAAAUCAUUGGACGAGACAGGGACAGGGAUAUGAUUGUCAAGCGCCUGUUGUGCCCUGAUGCGGACAAGAACCCCUUCAUUGUUUCGAUUGUCGGAAUUGGAGGGAUGGGGAAGACUGCGUUGGCCAAGUUGGUGUGCAACGAUGAGAGGGUAAAACUUCACUUUGAUUCAAGAAUUUGGGUGUGUGCAUCUGAAGAGUUCGACCCAAAGAUUAUACUGCAAAAGAUUAUCAAGUCAGCAACUCAGGAGUCGACAAUCGUUCAGAGCAUUCAUCUUUUAGAGUUGGAGCAACUGCAGGCAAAAUUGCAAGAGCUCUUGCAAGACAAUAAAUUUUUGCUUGUAUUGGAUGAUGUAUGGAGCAAUAUUCGGGGUCAAUGGCGUGAGUUGAGGGAUCUCCUUACAGGUGCCACUAUAGGUAGCAGUGUAAUUAUGACAACUCGUAGCUCAGAAGUUACAUCUGCUGGGGGCUCUUGUUAUGAUCACAAGUUAAAAGGGUUUUCUUGUCAACAGCUGGGGGAACUGCCUAAGUGGCUACAUAAGCUCUUACGCCUGAAAAUACUAGCAAUUGUUGGAUGUGAUGGCAUAUCAACCCUACCGGAUGGAAUUCAAGAUCUCACUGCCCUCAAACUUCUAAGGAUUUCUGAUUGUAGUGAGUUGGGUGGCAGAUGUCGACCGAAUGGACCGGAUUGGCACAAGAUUGCUCACAUUCCGAAUAUCGAAAUUGAUGGUGAACAGAUCGUUGCUAGUUGA
Molecule: messenger RNA, 1301 nt
Organism: Punica granatum (pomegranate)
Lineage: Eukaryota; Viridiplantae; Streptophyta; Magnoliopsida; Myrtales; Lythraceae
Source: RefSeq, a predicted model, not a curated record